AUGGACCUGCCGCUGCGGCAAGGUGCAGGAGAUGCCAACAAAAGUUUCCAAAAAAAAGCUUUGGAAAAUGACCAAUUUACAUCCAUUUGGUGGAGUGAAGGUGGGAAAUGUAUUGUCAUAAAUGAAAUUAGAGCUGAAAGCAUAAGGAAUUUCAUUCAACAGCUCAACCUCUAUGGAUUCCUCAAAAUGCAGUGGGUUUUCCAAAGAUCAGCCUCACUUUCUGAAUUCUUCCCAGAAGUAGCAGCACCUUCUCCUCAUAACAAGGUGCAGCAGUUGCUUGGAAUAUCAACCAACUAA
Acanthisitta chloris (rifleman) is the source of this 297-nucleotide messenger RNA. Its product is annotated as heat shock transcription factor, Y-linked-like. Lineage: Eukaryota; Metazoa; Chordata; Aves; Passeriformes; Acanthisittidae. The transcript is spliced from 3 exons. The record is from RefSeq and is a predicted model, not a curated record. The coding region runs from base 1 to 297 and encodes 98 amino acids.